Messenger RNA from Gadus morhua (Atlantic cod), 3707 nucleotides. It is a transcript of the gene atp1a1a.1, whose product is annotated as ATPase Na+/K+ transporting subunit alpha 1a, tandem duplicate 1. The transcript has 23 exons. Bases 192 to 3266 code for a protein of 1024 amino acids. Lineage: Eukaryota; Metazoa; Chordata; Actinopteri; Gadiformes; Gadidae. The record is from RefSeq and is a predicted model, not a curated record. Gene Ontology annotation, molecular function: ATP hydrolysis activity; ATP binding; P-type sodium:potassium-exchanging transporter activity. Gene Ontology annotation, biological process: potassium ion import across plasma membrane; proton transmembrane transport; sodium ion export across plasma membrane. Gene Ontology annotation, cellular component: plasma membrane.
UGCCGCGGCUCAUGAGCUUGGCUGUGUGUGUGUCCAGAAGGCACACGUGUGGGGCGAGACAACAGAGCCCGUCCAGGGGUGCUUUUUAGUAAGAACACUCACUUUUUUAAAUCCAAGGGGGAUUUCUUUCUGUUCACUCUUUUUGGGUUUGAACGUCGCCGGGGGAAGUGUUGAACCGAUCAUUCGCCGAGAUGGGUCGAGGAGAAGGAAGGGAGCAGUAUGAGCUGGCUGCCACCUCGGAGCAGUGCAGCAAGAAGAAGGCCAAGGGCAAGAAGAAGGAGAAGGAUAUGGACGAGCUCAAGAAGGAAGUGGACAUGGACGACCAUAAACUGACCCUGGACGAGCUAAACCGCAAAUAUGGAACAGACCUCAGCCGGGGUCUGACCAGUGCCAAGGCGGCGGAGCAUCUGGCCCGGGACGGCCCCAACGCCCUCACUCCCCCCCCCACCACCCCGGAGUGGGUAAAGUUCUGCAAACAGAUGUUUGGAGGGUUUUCCAUGCUGCUGUGGACCGGUGCUGUUCUGUGUUUCCUGGCGUACGGAAUACAGGCCGUCAUGGAGGACGAACCGGCCAACGACAACCUGUACCUGGGCGUGGUGCUCUCAGCUGUGGUCAUCAUCACCGGCUGCUUCUCCUACUACCAGGAGGCCAAGAGCUCCAAGAUCAUGGACUCCUUCAAGAACCUGGUGCCUCAGCAAGCCCUGGUGGUCCGUGACGGAGAGAAGAGCUGUAUCAACGCGGAGGAGGUGGUGGUGGGCGACCUGGUGGAGGUGAAGGGUGGAGACAGGAUCCCUGCUGACCUGCGAAUCAUCUCCGCCCACGGGUGCAAGGUGGACAACUCGUCUCUGACCGGAGAGUCUGAGCCGCAGUCCCGUACUCCGGACUUCUCCAACGACAACCCCCUGGAGACCAGGAAUAUUGCUUUCUUCUCAACCAACUGUGUUGAAGGUACGGCGCGCGGUGUGGUGAUCAGCACGGGCGACCGCACGGUCAUGGGCCGCAUCGCCACACUGGCCUCUGGCUUGGAGGUCGGGCGCACUCCCAUCUCUAUCGAGAUCGAGCACUUCAUCCACAUCAUCACGGGCGUGGCCGUGUUCCUGGGCAUGUCCUUCUUCAUUCUCUCCCUCAUCCUCGGGUAUUCCUGGCUGGAGGCCGUCAUCUUCCUCAUCGGCAUCAUCGUGGCCAACGUUCCUGAGGGACUGCUGGCUACCGUCACCGUAUGCCUGACUCUGACCGCCAAGCGCAUGGCCAAGAAGAACUGCCUGGUGAAGAACCUUGAGGCUGUGGAGACCCUGGGCUCCACCUCCACCAUCUGCUCCGACAAGACUGGCACCCUGACCCAGAACCGGAUGACCGUGGCCCACAUGUGGUUCGACAACCAGAUCCACGAGGCGGACACCACCGAGAACCAGAGCGGCACCUCCUUCGACAAGAGCAGUGCCUCCUGGGGUGCGUUGGCGAGGAUCGCCGGGCUGUGCAACCGCGCGGUGUUCCUUGCGGAGCAGUCCAACGUGGCCAUCCUCAAGAGAGACGUGGCCGGAGAUGCCUCGGAGUCGGCCCUGCUGAAGUGUAUCGAACUGUGCUGCGGAUCGGUCAACGAGAUGAGGGACAAGAACCUUAAGAUCGCCGAGAUACCCUUCAACUCCACCAACAAGUACCAGCUCUCCAUCCAUCACAACGACACGCCGGGCGAGACCAGCCACCUGCUGGUGAUGAAGGGCGCCCCAGAGAGGAUCCUGGACCGCUGCUCCACCAUCCUGAUCCAGGGGAAGGAGGCUCCCCUCGAUGAGGAGAUGAAGGAGUCCUUUCAGAACGCCUACCUGGAACUGGGAGGACUGGGAGAGAGAGUGCUGGGCUUCUGCCACUACAACCUCCCAGACGAGCAGUUUCCAAAGGACUUCACCUUCGACACUGAGGAGGUGAACUUCCCCACGGACAACCUCUGCUUUGUGGGCAUCAUGUCCAUGAUCGACCCCCCUCGGGCCGCUGUCCCAGACGCCGUGGGCAAGUGCAGGAGCGCCGGCAUCAAGGUCAUCAUGGUGACUGGAGAUCACCCAAUCACAGCCAAGGCCAUUGCCAAGGGUGUCGGCAUCAUCUCUGAGGGCAACGAGACCGUGGAGGACAUCGCCGCUCGCCUGAACAUCCCAGUCAAUGAAGUGAACCCAAGGGACGCCAAGGCCUGUGUGGUCCACGGCGGAGACCUCAAGGACCUUAGCCCGGAGCAGCUAGACGACAUCCUCCGGUACCACACAGAGAUCGUGUUUGCCCGGACCUCACCCCAGCAGAAGCUCAUCAUCGUGGAGGGCUGCCAGAGACAGGGAGCCAUCGUCGCGGUAACGGGAGACGGAGUCAAUGACUCCCCGGCCUUGAAGAAGGCCGAUAUCGGAGUUGCCAUGGGGAUCGCCGGCUCGGACGUCUCCAAGCAGGCGGCCGACAUGAUCCUCCUGGACGACAACUUUGCCUCCAUCGUCACCGGGGUGGAAGAGGGUCGUCUAAUUUUUGACAAUCUCAAGAAGUCCAUCGCCUACACCCUGACCAGCAACAUCCCCGAGAUCACGCCCUUCCUCCUCUUCAUUAUCGCCAACAUCCCCCUGCCCCUGGGCACGGUCACCAUCCUCUGCAUUGACCUGGGAACAGACAUGGUUCCAGCCAUCUCCCUGGCCUACGAGGCGGCAGAGAGUGACAUCAUGAAGAGACAGCCCCGAAACCCCAAGACGGACAAACUGGUAAACGAGAGGCUCAUCAGCAUCGCCUACGGACAGAUAGGUAUGAUCCAAGCCCUGGCCGGGUUCUUCACCUACUUUGUGAUCCUGGCCGAGAACGGCUUCCUGCCGUCCACGCUGCUGGGGAUCCGGGUCUCCUGGGACAACCGCUACUGCAACGACCUGGAGGACAGCUAUGGACAGCAAUGGACGUACGAGCAGAGAAAGAUUGUAGAGUUUACCUGCCACACGGCCUUCUUCGCCAGCAUCGUUGUGGUUCAGUGGGCUGAUCUCAUCGUCUGCAAGACCAGGAGGAACUCCGUCUUCCAGCAGGGCAUGAAGAACAAGAUCCUGAUCUUCGGACUGUUCGAGGAGACUGCCCUGGCCGCCUUCCUGUCCUACUGCCCGGGGAUGGACGUAGCACUCAGGAUGUACCCCCUCAAGCCCAACUGGUGGUUCUGCGCGUUCCCCUACUCCCUGCUCAUCUUCAUCUACGACGAGAUCCGCAAGCUCAUCCUCCGACGCAGCCCAGGGGGUUGGGUGGAAAGAGAGACCUACUACUAAACACACACACACACACACACACACACACACACACACACACACACACACACACACACACACACACACACACACACACACACACACACACACACACACACACACACACACACACACACACACACCUUCCUCUCCAGUGUUGUGCAUGAAUGUUGUCUUGCUGCUCGGAUUUAAAAAAAAAUGUACCUCCGUGGGAAAAGAAACAACGAAAUUUAAAAAACUUGUUUUUAUAUUAGAGAAUGCUUGAUACUACUACAACUAGACAAAACAAACAAAGAGUUGGAAUGCCCCCGAAAGAUAUAAUAUUAUACAUGCCGAUGAACUUAUGAACAUAUGUCAUGACUGUGUGUGCCUUGUUACUGAAACAGGACCAAUUUUAUACAUGUUUUUAACUGUUUUAAAAAUCUUCAAAAUAAAAAGCUGUCAGAGUCUGGUCCCACUAAA